AUGGAAGCGCCAGAUUUAGAAUUAGGCUUGGACUCCGAAUCAACCCAUCGGUCGACUAAUACUAAUCUUAAUCAAUCGAUUAGGAAAAAUAUUUCCUUGAAAUUGAAGCAGAGCUCCACCACCGCAGUGACAUCUAGCAGCUCCAACGUCGUUACGGUGACGGCCAGCUCGCAGAUUAGUGACAAGUCGAAGAGUGAUAGAAAAUCUGCUGGAACAAAAGUUGCUGGGGAGGAAGCUGAUGAUAUCUUCGCAACCGUGUCGCCAUGCUUUUUGCUAUUCUUGUGCAAAGAAAAACGAGAAGAUUUGCUUGAGCAACAGUUACUGUUGCAACCCAAUGUUCUACAUCCGCCACCAGUUGCACAAACAACAACACUUCCUCCUGAAUACAUCCAGCAAUUUCAUCAUCAGCAGCAGCAACAACAGCUUCAGCCGACAUCUUUACACUACCUGCCACAGGGUUCUGUCUACUUAACAAGAAAUGUUGAUAGUGGUUUGAUGAUGCAACAACGAAUGGCUGGUCAACCUCUACAACAACAGCAACAACAACCUUUGCAGCUUCAACAGCAGCUGCAGCAACAACAACUCCAGCAGCAACAAUUUCAGCAGCAGCAACAACAACAACAGCCAAAUUUGCUGCUUGCUGCACCGCCACAACAAAACCGCAUUUUCAACAUGCAAUCAAUGCCUGUAAUGAUCCAGCAACAACAAAUUCAACAGCAGCAACAACAACAACAAAUGCAACAACAACCCAAAGAAAUAAUGAUUCAAAAUGCAAUUCCUGGACUGCAACAGCCACAGCCACAACAUCAUAAGCAGCAGCAACAACCACAGCCACAGCAAUUAUCUCCUCAGAAUGCAGCUGUCAUGGCUUCGAGGUCCACCAAUCUCAUAACAGUGCCCAUCCAAGAUGAAGAUUUCCACAAGCAGCAUCAGCAGCAGCAACAACACUUGCAGCAACAACAACAACACAUGCAACAAGCAUUCAACCAGCAACAACAACAUUUACAAUUUCAACAGCAACAACAACAACAGCAACAACAACAAACGCUUCCAUCAACAUACAUAACACCACAACAACAACCGGCAUUUUUGUUGCCUCAACAGCAGGUUGUAACAGUUCGUGGACCGCCCAUGGCAACCAACAACAGUAAUCCAAACAGUUCUCUUCCAAUGCAACAACAACAGCAGCAGCAACAACAACAACAGUUCCAACAACGACCGCCAUUCUUUAAUUAAUCUCUACUCUACUCUACUCUGAUUGAUAAAUUAACAAAUGUUUGAAUGCAAUUGGUUGAUGAUUAGACAAAUGUUUAAUUGCCAUAAAUGUGAUUGGUUGUUGAUGCCGUUGAUGUUGUUGUUGAUGUUUGAAUUUGUUCAGCUGAUAAAUUUCAUCUACCUACCUGCCUACUUAAUUAACAUUGGGUGGCUGAUUUCUGGAUACAUUGAAUUUUUUGUAGUCAGUAAUUUAAGGAUUUCAAGAAGAAAAUUUAAAUCUUUCAGGCUCUAUGAUUAAUUAUAAUUAUAAUAUAUUAUAAUUAUAUAUAAUGAACAGCAAUUAUUAUGAUGAUGAUUUUUAUAUUUUCAUUCAUUCAUCGAUUUGUUUCUAAAGGAAAAUAAAAACCAAUGAACGUGACUCACUUGAAAUUUAUAUAUAAGUUAUGAUUAAUAUUUAUUUAAA
Molecule: messenger RNA, 1678 nt
Organism: Helobdella robusta
Lineage: Eukaryota; Metazoa; Annelida; Clitellata; Rhynchobdellida; Glossiphoniidae
Exons: 4
Coding region: 1-1236 (411 amino acids)
Source: RefSeq, a predicted model, not a curated record